Molecule: messenger RNA, 1607 nt
Organism: Osmia lignaria (orchard mason bee)
Lineage: Eukaryota; Metazoa; Arthropoda; Insecta; Hymenoptera; Megachilidae
Gene: wmd
Product: serine-threonine kinase receptor-associated protein wmd
Biological process (GO): spliceosomal snRNP assembly
Cellular component (GO): SMN complex
Molecular function (GO): RNA binding; protein binding
Source: RefSeq, a predicted model, not a curated record
GUUGCGCCGUGCGUAGAUGGUGACGGUUAAUAAAAAUUUCUUUAGGUAGUUGAGAACGAAAGAAUCGUUCAUAGAGACUAAUUAAAAAUAUCGAAAAGAGAAUAUUUUGCCGCACCCUAUCGGGUGUGGGCACAUCGAAGAAAGACAUCAUCGUUUGUGGUUAUAAUCAAUUAUGGCUAAUUUGAGACAGACUCCGCUGACGUGUAGUGGACAUACUAGACCUGUAGUGCAUCUUGCAUUCUCUGACAUUACCGAAUCUGGAUAUUAUCUAAUUUCGGCAUGCAAAGAUGGCAAACCUAUGUUGCGACAAGGAGAUACCGGAGAUUGGAUUGGAACAUUUGAAGGACAUAAAGGUGCGGUAUGGGGUGUUGCAUUGAACCCUCAGGCAACAAGAGCUGCCUCAGGUGCUGCUGACUUUAAUGCCAAAAUCUGGGAUGCUAUUAAGGGAGAAGAAAUCCAUUCUUUUCAACACAAACACAUAGUGAAGUCUGUCAACUUUAGCACCGACUCCAAUUAUUUAUGUACUGGCUCGAAUGAAAAACUUGUAAGGAUUUUUGAUCUCAACAAACCAGAAGCAGCACCACAGAUUUUCUCAGGUCACAAGAAUGGAAUCAGACAUGUUACUUUUUUCAAUAAUAACACUGCAUUAAUUACAUGCGCCGAUGAUAAAACAUUGAGAGUAUGGGAUAUAACAAGCGGUCAAGAAGUAAAAAGGUUAAACUUUCCAGCAAUUCCAAGUUCUAUGGAAUUAUCAAAAGAUGGAAAUAUUAUUACCACUACUCAUUCCAACAUAGUCACUUUUUGGGAUAGCAAAGAGUUAACUAAAUUACACGAGUAUAACGCACCAACCCAAAUGAAUAGUGCCAGUUUGCAUCCAGAUUGUAGUAUUUUUGUAUGCGGAGGAGAAGAUCUAAAAAUGUACAAAUUUGAUUACAUCACGGGUACUGAAAUUGAAUCAUUCAAAGGACAUUUUGGACCCGUACAUUGUGUACGAUUUUCACCGGAUGGUGAAUUAUAUGCCAGCGGUUCGGAAGACGGUACAUUACGAUUGUGGCAAACAACUGUCGGCAAAACUUACGGUCUUUGGCGGUGUAUAGAGCAAUCGCCUGCGUUGCAAGAAACCGCUGCUGUGCUUAACAAUAAGCAAGAAGUUCCUGCCAGUUAGAAGCCUAAAAAUGAAAGGAUAAUAUAAGAUACUGUAACAUCGAAGAGCAAUUAUUUCAUGAAUAGAGAUGAAAUGAGGCAGCAAAGAUACAUGGUGUCAACGAUUGAUGGUGUAAUUUUUAUUUCAUCGGCUUACGUCUGCCAUAAUAAUAUCUUGUAAAUAUCGGAUCUCUGCGAAACUAGUUCCACUGUGUAAUCCAGCUAUGAAUCGUAAAACUCUCGGAGGGAAACUGAAAAGCGGACCAACCUUCAUCGUAGUCUGAUAUAGGUCAUGGAAGUGUGGGACGCCAUUCACUAUUUAUUAUAAAGAGAAGAGCAAAGAAACAUUAACAUUUAUUAACGUUAUACAUUCAUUGUCGCUAUUAUACUACAAAAUUAGAUAGAGGUGUAAUAGUAGAGAAAGAAAACCACAUCGUAAUAAAAUUUUGUGUUCGCAUUUGUUA